This is a messenger RNA of Zygotorulaspora mrakii, 2961 nucleotides long. It is a transcript of the gene MSH1, whose product is annotated as mismatch repair ATPase MSH1. Gene Ontology annotation, biological process: mismatch repair. NCBI's taxonomy places the organism in Eukaryota, Fungi, Ascomycota, Saccharomycetes, Saccharomycetales, Saccharomycetaceae. Gene Ontology annotation, cellular component: nucleus. The transcript has a single exon. Bases 1 to 2961 code for a protein of 986 amino acids. Gene Ontology annotation, molecular function: mismatched DNA binding; ATP-dependent DNA damage sensor activity; ATP binding. The record is from RefSeq and is a predicted model, not a curated record.
AUGCUCGCGGCUAUAAUAAAAGAGAAAAACAAAAACAUUGAAGAGAAUGAUUCUUCAACGAAUUGUAUAAUUUUGAGAUGCCAUGUUUGCACGAUUAUGAGACAAUUACGCGGAUUACGAGCAUGUUGGACUUUUGUGCGACGUAAUCAUAACUUAAAAAAAUCUAGCCAAGUUCCAGCGCUCACGAAACUAAGAAUAAUCUUUGAUACAACAUCCAAGGAUAAUGAAGCUGAUAUGCCAACAAACUCCGCCCCCCUAGAUACCACUCAAGACAAAAUUCUAACAGCUUCUGGGGGUAGUGGUACCCAUGGAGCCGCUAAAGACUUAUUGCCACCUACCCUGCUAUAUGUUCGCGAUCUUAUGGACCGCUAUGAAAACCAUGUUGUUCUUACCCAGAUGGGCUCAUUCUAUGAAUUAUAUUUCGAACAGGCAACCACAUAUGCACCAAAGCUUAAUAUUUCAUUGACAAACAGAACAUACUCUUGUGGAAAAGUACCGUUUGCCGGAUUUCCUGUUCAUCAGCUUAGUAGGCAUCUUAAGGUGCUGGUGAACCAUUACGGUUACAGUGUAACAAUUGCUGACCAAUUCAAGAAAAAUAAUGACGCUGACAAUGAAUCCUUUCGAUUUUUCCGUCGUGUGACAAGGAUUGUCACACCAGGAACAUUCAUUGAUGAAGCAUUUGAAAACCUUCAAGAAAAUACCUUUUUACUCAACCUUGAAUUUCCCGAGAAUAGUAUGGAAAAACCUGCUGAAUCAAAUCUGAAGAUUGGCCUAUGUUGGUGUGAUGUCUCAACCGGUGAAAUUUUUGUUCAACAAGUCAUACUGAGAGAUCUCAUAUCGGCAGUUACAAGAAUUCAACCAAGGGAAAUCCUGCUCGAUCAAUCUUUGUCUCGAUACAAUCUGGAAGCCGGAAGCUGGUAUUCGGAACUUGUAGAGCUUAGAAAGUAUUUCAUAAAAUACCAAAAGGCUCCUUCUCAACAUAGAACUAUUAGCUCCUUUUUUGGAUUAUUUGCAGCGGCGGGGUCUUCCGAAGGGGGAAUAAGACAAUUGAAGAUUCAAUUACAACAUUUCACGCAAAAGGAGAUCACAGCAUUAAGAAGAAUUUUGGUAUAUGUAUGCGAUCACCUUCCAGACUGCACCAUGAAUUUCCAACUCCCGCAGAGGCGGAUAACUAGUAGCAUUAUGCAGAUUGACUCAAGAACAAGUAGAGCUUUGGAAUUACACGCUACUGUCAGAGAUAAUAGAGUACGUGGCACUUUGUUUUCCACAAUAAGAAGAACGGUAACGCCUCUUGGAACGAGGUUGCUGGCACAAUGGCUAUCUGGACCAUCUCUCGACCUGCACGAGAUCAAAAACAGACAGAAAUUGGUGGAAUUUUUCAAGAAUAAUUCUGAUACUAGAGAAUCUUUGAGAUCAAUGCUCAAAAGUAUCCAUGAUUUACCGCGGAUCCUCCAAAAAUUUAGCUUUGGGAGAGGUGAGGCGUCUGAGCUCAUGCAAAUUGCAGGAUCAUUAAAAACUGCAUCAAUUAUCAAAAAAUUGCUAAAAAACGAAGCUCAAAAGUCAGAAAGGAAAACUGAAGUACUGCUGCAUUCAUUCGUGACUGGUUUAGAGUUCGAUGGUACUUUGAUACUUGAUGUUUUGAAAUACUUGAAUGAGGAUGAGCUCAUCAAAUCGCAGAAGCGAACAGAUGAAAAAAUGGAGGAGCUGCCCAAUAAUUCACCGGAUUCUAGGUCGGUCGAUAUUUUCAAGUUAGUUUCUUGGUCCGUGCAUCCAUCAUACAGCGAAUCACUUCAAGACCUUCACGAAAAGUAUCAGCAAGUAUGGUUAGAGAAAGAAAAGUUACGAUUGACAUACCAAAACUUCUUUGUUGAGAAAGAGGGUGCGAAAAGUUUAACGCUAAAACAGAGACAAAACGGCGAGUAUGCCCUAUACCUACAAGGCAGUUCUAACAACCUAAAAAAGAUUUCUGAGUUUAUUCGAAACGGCUUCAACUUCGAAGGAUACCCAUUUCAGAUUCUACAGCAAGCGACGCAGACUCGCUGGCUAUCUCAUAAAUUAUGGUCAAAUAAUGGAUACGAAUUAGAACUCGCGCUUCUUCGGAUUAAGAAAGAGGAAAUGCAUAUAAUAGAUAGAUUCAAGGGACAAUUUUUGGAGAAAAGUGCAGAGAUUAGAAAGAUUUCUGAAAUUUUGGGCUAUAUAGAUGUGCUGGCAUCUUUCGGAGCUCUAGCAUUGGAAAAGAGUCUCGUAUGUCCGAGAAUGGAUAAGACCAAUAAACUCGAAAUAAUUGGGGGUCGCCAUCUAAUGGUUGAAGAGGGCAUAUCAAAUAGGUCGCUGGAGAAAUUCAUAAAAAAUGAUUGUGCCUUGGAAGGUGGAAAGUCAUGGAUCAUUACAGGUCCUAACAUGGGGGGUAAGUCCACUUUCCUCAGACAGAAUGCUAUUAUUGUAAUAUUGGCCCAAAUGGGCAGCUUUAUCCCCUGCCUAAAGGCACAGAUUGGGUUGGUCGAUAAAAUUUUUACCCGUGUAGGCUCAGCAGAUGAUUUGUAUAACGAAAUGAGUACAUUCAUGGUAGAAAUGAUCGAAACAUCUUUCAUACUUCGUGGUGCCACUGAUAGGUCUUUAGCAAUUCUCGAUGAGAUUGGUCGGGGAACCAGUGGAAAGGAAGGCGUCGGGAUAGCAUACGCUACUUUGAGGCAUUUAAUCGAAUCCAAUCGCUGUAGAUCAUUGUUUGCUACCCAUUAUGGACAAGAAUUAAAUGAAAUUAUCUCAAGCAAGCUGGGAGAAGAUAUAAAAAAUAAAAUUGAAUUUUUCAAAAGUACUACUAUCGAAACUUCAGACUCUGACUUCUGUUACGAUUAUAAGCUUAAAUCAGGCAUAUGCUCUGUAUCGGAAGCCAUAAAAGUAGCCAAAGCGGCCGGGUUUCCAAAAGAGGCUUUAGAAACCGCACGAGCACUUCUUAUGUAA